Messenger RNA from Eremothecium gossypii ATCC 10895, 1362 nucleotides. RefSeq names its product putative mannan endo-1,6-alpha-mannosidase (gene DFG5). NCBI's taxonomy places the organism in Eukaryota, Fungi, Ascomycota, Saccharomycetes, Saccharomycetales, Saccharomycetaceae. The record is from RefSeq and is marked provisional. The transcript has a single exon. Bases 1 to 1362 code for a protein of 453 amino acids. Gene Ontology annotation, biological process: fungal-type cell wall biogenesis; carbohydrate catabolic process; budding cell bud growth. Gene Ontology annotation, molecular function: mannan endo-1,6-alpha-mannosidase activity.
AUGACGGGACUACUAGUGGGGCUCUUCCUGCUGAUGCAGGGCAUGCUCUCUCGAGCGUUAGACUUGGACUUAUCUUCUAGAGAAGAUGUGUGCCAUUUCACCAAUGAGAUACAGAAGGGUAUCAUGGACUAUUACUGGGGAAGCAAGUACGGCGGGAUCGUGGGGAUGUUCCAGCCGCCAUACUACUGGUGGGAGGCCGGCGAAGUGUUCGGUGGGAUGCUGGAAAACUGGUAUCUGUGCGACAAUCAGGAGUACGAGUCGGUGCUGCGGGAAUCCAUGAUCGCGCAGACCGGCGAUAAAUUCGAUUACAUUCCUGCGAACCAGUCGACUACGGAGGGUAACGACGACCAGGGCGUGUGGGCGCUGUUCAUCAUGGGCGCAGUGGAGCGUAACUUCAAGGAUCCGGAGAAGGAGGGCAUGCCUGGCUGGCUAACCAUGGUCCAGACCGUUUUCAACAAAAUGGAAGCUCGCUGGGAUGCCGAGAACUGUGGUGGGGGGCUGCGGUGGCAGAUUUUCCAGUGGAACAACGGGUACACGUACAAGAACACCAUUGCAAAUGGGUGUCUGUUCCAGCUUGCCGCGCGGCUCGGUCGGUACACAGGCAACCAGACGUACCUGGACGUCGCAUCGAAGGUUUUCCAGUGGCUGGUGGACGUGAAGUACAUCGUGCUUGAGGACAAGGCGCGCGUCUUUGACGGCGCGCACAUCCACGAGAACUGCUCGGAUAUAAAGGGGAUCGAGUGGAGCUAUAACCACGGGAUCAUCCUGGCCGGUGCGGCGUACAUGUACAACGCUACGGGCGGGUCCCCAGAGUGGGAGAGCCAUGUUACGAAAAUUCUGGCUGGCGCCGCCGACUUCUACUUCCGCGACAAGAUCAUGUACGAGCGGGCGUGCCAGGACUACAACACCUGCGACAAUGACCAGCGCUCCUUCAAGAGCAUCUUCUCCCGUAUGCUUGCCAUCACCAGCGUGGUCGCUCCGUUCACCCGCGGCACCAUCGACGAGCUCAUCUACGCCAGCGCCACGGCGGCCUCCAAGUCCUGCGAACAAGGUACGCACGGCUACACCUGCGGCCUCAACUGGCACAAGGGCACGUAUGACGGCGUAUACGGCCUGGGCGAGCAGGCUUCCGCUCUCGAGAUCAUCCAGAACGUCCUCAUCCACACAAAGGCCCCGCCGUUAACAGCUGACACCGGAGGGCAGAGCGAGGGUAACCCCGAUGCAGGCCUCGACCAUGACUCACAGCCUGCUAUCCUGAGAGGGAUGCACAAUAUCACUGGUAAGGAUCGCGUCGGUGCUUCACUCAUUACUGCAAUUUCCCUUGGUCUGAUGCUUGGCUGUGCGCUGUGGAUGAUCUUCUAG